Aspergillus ibericus CBS 121593 is the source of this 1345-nucleotide messenger RNA. RefSeq names its product 5'-methylthioadenosine/S-adenosylhomocysteine nucleosidase family protein. The coding region runs from base 299 to 1312 and encodes 337 amino acids. Gene Ontology annotation, molecular function: catalytic activity. The transcript has a single exon. The record is from RefSeq and is a predicted model, not a curated record. Gene Ontology annotation, biological process: nucleoside metabolic process. NCBI's taxonomy places the organism in Eukaryota, Fungi, Ascomycota, Eurotiomycetes, Eurotiales, Aspergillaceae.
UCCCAUUAUAUUGAGAGAGUUUCAUGAGCACGCGUACAGAAAGUACGACUUGCGAUACUAUCAACAACAUUGUGUGUGCUUGCUUGAAAGCCACGUGAAAUUGUUGCCAACUCAUAUGAGCCCUGCAGAGGGGUUGUGUGAACAUUGGUGCCCAAGGCUUACGCGGGUAGCUCAUUUUCAAAUAACAGUGCAGCCGAAGCCUGCUGGUAACAGCAUUUGAUAUUUAGUUCCCAGUUGUUGAAACAUAUUCGACCAACAUGUCCAGCUUCAUCUUGUCUCGAUUUCUAUACCCAGAAUCAUGACGAUUUUUAAACAAUCCCCUUUCGCAAACGAUGCAUACACCAUUGGGUGGAUUUGUGCUCUCCCAGUUGAGUUUGCAGCAGCAAGGGGAAUGAUGGACGAGGAUCACGGAGAACCACAGACUCCACCAGCAGGAGCAGACAGCAACUCAUACUUCUUGGGCUCUAUGGGCAAGUUCAAAAUCGUGGUGGCCUGCCUUCCCCUACACCAACCUGGCUCUCCACCUGCUGUAGCUGCGGCCAAAGAAAUGCUCUUUACUUUUCCAAAGAUCCGUAUCGGACUGCUCGUAGGAAUCGGCGCAGGAAUUCCAGACAUCGACAAUGAGCUGGACAUUCGUUUGGGCGACGUGGUCGUCGGGAGUAGCCCACAAAGUGGAGGGGUUAUUGUCUACGAUUUUGGAAAGAUACGCGAUGGGUCAUUCGAGAGCCUUUCGGUGUUGAAUCGCCCUCCAAAAUCCCUGGGCACUGCCCUAGGAAAACUUCAAGCACUACACGAGAGCCGCGAAAAUAUGGUGCCUCAUUAUGUCGAGGAGAUGCUGGUGAAGCACCCUGUAAUGCGGAAAAACUACACCCAUCCUGGCCAGUCGUCCGAUCGGCUCUUUCAGGCCAACUACCGUCAUGUUUCUGGUCCUAGAAACUGCAACAAGUGCGAAGCAUCUCAGAUCGUCGAACGCGAGCCGCGGCCGGAUGAGGAUCCAGUGAUCCAUUACGGCACCAUAGCAUCUGGCAGUAUGGUGGUCAGAGAUGCAGCGAUACGCGAUGAAUUACGGGAUAGACAUGGGGCAAUAUGCCUAGAGAUGGAAGCAGCCGGCUUGAUGAACAAUUUCCCGUGUGUUGUGGUUCGUGGCAUCUCAGAUUACGGGGAUUCUCAUAAAAAUGAUCGUUGGCAAAGGUUUGCGGCAGCGGCAGCAGCAGGCUGUGCAAAAGAACUCAUGCAGCAGAUACAGAUAAAUGCUCUAGAUGGGGAGCCUGCAGCAAAGGACCUUGUGUAUCAAGGUCAGUUCCGUGUAUAGAGAGCUAGUAGAAAUGUAUAUAUACAGUGCUUC